CUUGCGCAUUCGAGAACGGUGGGCUGUAUCGUCAGGUGCCGUCCGUCGUCGUUGUGCCUUGAGAUUCGAUGGUGUCGCCCAAUGCGAUCGUCCCGGACCCUGGGCCAUCCGCCGUGGCGCGGGCUCCGCCUCCAUCCGCUGGUUCGUCGUGGGUUCCGCGGGCCAAGACAGGUCUUAACUUGGCCAUCAGCGCCAUCGGCGUCUUCCUCGUCGGGUUUGACGUGUUUGCCAACAACUGGUCGCUCAACUGCUACAUUGGGAACGCCAUGCAUGUCCGCACCGCCGUCAUGGACAUGAAGACGUACGAGGACGUGCACACGCGCUAUGUGUUUUCCACACAGGACAACUGGGACUCCAUAUCGCCGAUCCCCCGUGCGCUUCUCGCGAGGCACAUGGACCAACUCAUCACCAACGACGACACCGUUUACUUUCUCGCUGCCGGCAUGCAUGAAAUCGGCCCCAACACGCCCGAUCUCUGCCGCGAUCUUGAAAGGUCGUACUCGGUCCGAUUUCCGCGCAACGCGACCAACACAACGGCGCGCCUCGCCGUCGCCAUGGACUAUGUUACAUACAUCCGCGGCGACGCGCUCAGCCACAUCUUUGGCACGACCGCGACGGACCCCGUGCCUGGUCCUGAUGCGACCAAGGAUGACCUGCUGAAACUCGGAUACGAAGCGGGCCUGUUCACUGCCGACCUCCGGAUGACGUUGGGGCUUCCCGUGUCGACCGACGACAUCGCGCCAAGGACGGAGCAGGUCCUCAUGUAUCGCAUCUUCGCCAAGACGUUCAACACGGGCGGGACGCCGAUGGCCGAGCUCGGCGUCGAUAAUUGCAACGUCACGUACGUGUGGAAUGCCACGACCGACAUGGUCGACGUUGUAUCUUCGACAGUCAUGCUCGGAGAUGUCCACAUUUUGGCCAUUAUCAUCGAGCGCAGCCAAACCGCGAUCCUCGCGUUCUACUUGAAGGUGCUGGCGUUGAUCAUGGUCGUCGCGGGGUACGCGGCCAGCGCCAAGACUGUGAUUUGGAUCGACACGGACAAGCAGCUCGCGUGGCCGUGGUUCAAGCGCAUGUACCACAAGUUUGCGCCCGACCUGUACCGCCACCCGAGCCACGCACUCACGAUCCAGUUCAUUUGCUACAACAGCGACCUGUUUGUGUUCUUGUACGUGGUCACGGUCGUCUUGGACGAAAACAUCGCGAUGAAGUUUACGCGCGAAAUGAACGAAUGGAACAAGUGGAAUCCCGACUUUUGGGUGUCGGUGCAGAUUUACUCGAUGAGCUUUCGAUGGCUCUGGAUCAACUGCUUCUUUGUCAAACUUCUCAAGCUCUUGAGCCACACGAUCAGCUUUGCCCAGUACAGCGGACACAAUUGGCUCGUCGGGUUUUUCAACUUUAGCUCGGUCGUCCCGAUCUACCUGAGCUCGAUUGCGCUCAUGGCGCGCCACCAAUUCAUCGACUACAGCAACAGCGUGCGCCAUGACCUGUCGUCCCACGUCGAGUCGCUCGACGGGACGGACCUCGAUCUGUUUGCGUCGUGGUAUGUCCGGUGCUUUGAACCGAUGGCCCUUGUCAUUUUUGUCAACUUGAUCGUGAUUCUCGCGCUGGAUCGAAUGAUCAACUACAAAUGGUGGUCCUGUAUUGCGAAAAACUCCCUCGGGCGCCAGUACAUGUACAACUCGACCUCCAUCCUGUGUGGCAUCGACCGCAUCCAAGACAAGGCCGACGGCGCGCCUGGGCAUGCGAUCAUCCUUCCAGCUCGAAAGCUCUGCACGCUCCGGUGGUUCCUCUCGAGCCAUCUCAUCUGCUUCGGCCUGCAAGAAGACCCCAAGAGCAUUCGAUUGUGGGCGUCGUCUGUGAUGCAGUCCAAGUCGGCCAUGUCGAAAGUGAGCAGCAAUGCCCAAACCAGCCCAAGCAAAGCUCAAGUGAACAACACCAAGGUACCGACGGACGAUCCGUCCAGCGGGAUGCUCCUCGUAGGACAAGACCAGGACGGGUACAUCCACCUCAUGGACGAGAACAAGCGCGACGUGAAAGCGCUCGCGAUCGAAGUUAAAAUCCUCCGUGACAGCACAUUCUGCAUUACAUGAUAAUCCAUGUUGUACAUUCAAACAAGGGACAAUAUGGACAACGCAAUGCGGCCGCCGCUCCAUCGACAAAGCAUCUCGAACCAGAGAGAGAGAGCGACGGAGGCAGAUCGAAGUGUUCUCGAAGUCUUGGCAUCGACCCAGGUAUAUUUGACACAAUCGUGCAAAGCCAUCCUCGACGUUUCUGCUGUGUUUCGCGUUGGACCAGCGGUAGGGCACGAUAGCGUUUCUCGGCGAGAUGUCAGAGAGCUUAGGAUCGAUGCAGCUCUUUGCAUCUUCCGUCACCCGAUCCUGACGUGCGCAUCCCCCGCGCUGUCCACAAGCUCCCCUCGCGAGACGGCGAAACGACUGAGGAAAAUGGGACAAACUCGUUUCUUACCAAGAAAACAACGCUUGAUUG
This is a messenger RNA of Aphanomyces invadans, 2487 nucleotides long. RefSeq lists its product as hypothetical. The record is from RefSeq and is a predicted model, not a curated record. Bases 69 to 2090 code for a protein of 673 amino acids. The transcript has a single exon. NCBI's taxonomy places the organism in Eukaryota, Oomycota, Saprolegniomycetes, Saprolegniales, Verrucalvaceae.